This is a messenger RNA of Rhagoletis zephyria (snowberry fruit fly), 726 nucleotides long. Its product is annotated as AT-rich interactive domain-containing protein 5B-like. Gene Ontology annotation, biological process: regulation of transcription by RNA polymerase II. The record is from RefSeq and is a predicted model, not a curated record. Gene Ontology annotation, cellular component: nucleus. Gene Ontology annotation, molecular function: transcription cis-regulatory region binding. Lineage: Eukaryota; Metazoa; Arthropoda; Insecta; Diptera; Tephritidae.
UCGAUCUCUUUGUCUUUUACACGCACGCCCAGGCCUUUGGCGGGUACUACCCGCUGACGGCGAAGAAGCUCUGGAAGAAUGUCUACGAUCGAAUGGGCUGCGACCAUGGCAGCACCAGCGCGGCCACCAUCACCCGACGUCACUAUGAGCGACUGCUGCUGCCCUUUGAGCGCCAUCUGAAUGGACUUUCAGAUCGAGGAGUUUCUGCAUCUUCCUCAUCUUCCUCCUCAUCUUUUUCAUCAUCAUCCUCUUCUAAUCUAAAAGUGAAGGAAGGAGAGGAUGAAGUGGAGGCUAAUAGCGGCAAUAGCUCCUCAAAGUCUUCAGAGGCGGGAGAUUCGGUGUUUCAGUUUAAAGAAGACGAGGAGGAAGGAGAAGUGGAUGCUAAAGAAAAAGAAAUGGUCAAAAAGGAACAGACAGAAAAUGCUAAUGCUGUUGAUGACAAUGAGGACACGGAUGCUGAGGAGGAAAAUGUUGCAGCAGAUGUUCUGCCCUCAAACCAAACUGUGUCCUCUGCAGAGGUUGACAAUAAGAAAGAAUCACCUAAACUUGAUACAACAAAAGAUGACAGCAAGGUUAAAGUGGAAGAAACCAAAGUGGAGAAAGAGGAACCACCNCUAAAGUUUACGCCGACGUGCAAAAACAGCAGCAGCAGCAGCAGCUGUAAGGCUGGCAAAAAGAAAGGAUUUUCGACAAAGAAAAUUGCCAAUAAGCGUCUUCAAAGCGGAU